UUUUCAUCUUGUUUUCCUGCUUCUAUUUUCUAGUUUUUUUUUCUUCUAGUUUAUAACUUUGGUUUACUUUCCGCCAACAGCUGAUACAUAUGUACCAGCUGUUUUUGUUUGGUCGAUUCCGAUUCGUGUAGCCGGCGGGAGAACUGGCAGUGCCAGGUGCCGCAAAAAGCACAACACACACCGUUUAUGGUGUGGCAGUUGCGAACACAAACACAAAUUUUAUAAAAUAAUUUUGAAUUUAUUACACGUUAAGUAUUUGUGGAAGCAUUUGUGUUUAGUACAUAAUAUGAUGAUGUGUGAUGCUCACGUUGUUGAGGCAGUGCAAAUUUGAGAGCCAAAUUAUCAAAAGGCGCAGAAAAUGGCGUACAGACGAUGGCAGAAAGAUCAGCAAUUGAGGAACCAUGCAUUCGAUCAAAGGGAGGACACUCACGUUAGGUCGCAAAUUGAUAUUGAUAGACGGGGUGAGGUCCUGCGACAGCAGAGAUGCGACCUUGAAGAGCAAAAUGCUAUGGAAUUAAAAUUCAAGGAAGAGCAGAAGAAAGCUAUGGAGGAGUUGGAAAAGACCAGGAGACAACAAGAGCUGCAGCUGGCCGCAGAAAAAGAGAGAAUUGAACAAGAGAAAAUGAAAGAGUUGAAACUGCGCCUGCAAAUUAGAGAACAAAGCGUUGAGCUCCGCGAGUUGAAGGCUCAUCUUGAAGCUGCAUACAUUACCAAGGAAUUGAUGGCCCAGAGAGCUGAGCGCGAGGCGCAGCGUCUGCGUGAAAGGGUCGAGGAGGCAAAGGAGCACAAAAGACAGCAGGAGCUUUGGGCAAACUACGACAAGCAGGAAAAAGAACACGGCGAGCAGCAGCUGCAAAGACAACGGGAGCAUUUUUCCCAGCUACACAAGCAGUUAGAAGAACAAAAUGAAAUCAGGCAAAAGGCGCUAGAAUUAAUUUUGGUCGAGAAGAAAAUUCUAGACGAGCUUGUUCUGCAAUACCAGGAAGAACUUGAACAAGAGAAUGUGGAGCAAAUGAUGAAAAUGCACGUUUUAAAGGAAGACAUCGAGUCAUUUAAACUGGAGCAGGAAGCUUGGAAAGAAGUGCAGAGAGUGAAAUUUGAAAUUGAAGAAAGACGAAUCCAAAAGUAUUUGGAGGAACAGGAAGAAACGAUGAAGCUAAGAGCAACGUUGGCUCAGAAGAAAGCUUCGGAAAAGCACAAGAUAGUCGAAGAGCUUGCUGAGCGCCUUGCAGAAGAGGCCAAACUUAAGUUCGAAAGGGAGCAGCUUUUGCAAGAGUUGGCCGCUGAGGAAGCUAGACAGAGGGCUGAGAGAGCCUCGAGACUGGAAUUUGAAAGAAGGGUAAAGCAGCGUCUGAAAAUGCGUGAAAUUUGGCUUCAAGAGGCGCAAGAAAGGCUGCAGCGGAUAGAGGAAGAAAAAAAGAAAGAUGCACAGUUUAGACAAGAGAUGAUGGAGAGAUUGGCGGAGCAGCAAAAGCUGGAGCAGCUCAGUGCAGCCAAACGAAGGGCAAAGCAAGCUGAGCACAGGAGAGCUGUUGAGCAACUUUUGGAUGACAGGAAAAAGCAGAGAGAGGAGGCAAAGAGAGAAGUGGAAGAACUUCAGAGACAGGAGAAAGAGGAGCUCAAGCAUAGGCUGGCUAUUAUUGAGGAGGAGCGUCUCAAGAUGCUCAAAGAACAUGCUGCAAAUAUUUUGGGUUUCCUACCGAGAGGCCUAUUGAAAGAUGACGACUUGGCCGUAAUUGCUGGACCGACCUCAGCCCCAGGAGUCAAAUGCUGACACCCACUUGCCAUUUGCUGCUGAGUAUCAUUUUAAUUUUUGAUGAUUGUUGGUGUUUAACAAACAGGCACAGUAAAUUUUUUAUAGGUUAAAAUUUAUUUUCAGUAAAAACACAAAUAACAAUAAUGCUCAAUGCGCUCAUUUUUUUUAUACAAAUAUGACCGAUAGGACCUUAUCUUACAAAAUUCAAAUGUUUCCACCUACAUGGUGCAACUAAGGUGUUUAACAACAUUCAUUAAAUAUUACAUUUAAAACAACAACUCUAAAUCAGUCCUCAAUUU
Neocloeon triangulifer is the source of this 2055-nucleotide messenger RNA. Its product is annotated as meiosis-specific nuclear structural protein 1-like. The coding region runs from base 359 to 1774 and encodes 471 amino acids. Gene Ontology annotation, cellular component: motile cilium. NCBI's taxonomy places the organism in Eukaryota, Metazoa, Arthropoda, Insecta, Ephemeroptera, Baetidae. The transcript has 8 exons. Gene Ontology annotation, biological process: cilium organization. The record is from RefSeq and is a predicted model, not a curated record.